Messenger RNA from Babjeviella inositovora NRRL Y-12698, 1473 nucleotides. It is a transcript of the gene HSM3, whose product is annotated as Hsm3p. The transcript has a single exon. The record is from RefSeq and is a predicted model, not a curated record. Bases 1 to 1473 code for a protein of 490 amino acids. Lineage: Eukaryota; Fungi; Ascomycota; Pichiomycetes; Serinales.
AUGAACAGUGACCACCUCUCCGUUCUUACGAACCAUAUUUCCAAAUCCCUCGAGCUCAACACUCCCUUGGACGAGCAAUUGAUCCAUUCGGCCUUGUCCGAGCUCGGUGCCACGCGAAUCACUGCCGCGGACUUUGGCACCUUUCCUCAAACAGUCUACGCAUUGAUCGAUUCGCCCCACUUGGCUACCGUCGACCCUAACUUGGCUAUCCGCAACGUCAUUUCGGCAGUUUUAUCCCUUACGACAACGUUCGAAACCGUCAGCACGCUAGUGCCGCUUCCGUUGGUGCUUAAGGGUCUUAAGGCUCCACCUUUUCAAAAGCUCAUCAUCGAGGAUGUUGUGGCGCGCAGUGGCGAUUACUUAGCGGGUACUGAGGUUUACAGGGCAUUGGGGGCCCUCUAUUUUGACCCAGAAACCGCCUUGGAUAUUGUUGAGUUGAUCCAGAACACUCUCGUGCUGUUGGUGAAAGCCCCAAGUAACCAUCUUGUGCGCAGACGGAUCGGUAGCUCCGCCGAUGUAGCACAAAUUAUUGAUGCGGUGGUGCUAACUGGAGCCCUGCUCGGGCGAAUCCGGCUCAUGGACUUGAUGCUAUCGUUCCUUCCGUUGUUCCCUGAGAGCCAGUUUGCCACGCAGUGGUACACUCACCAGCCGUCAGCGUUCCAGAGCGAAGAUGUGUUGUUUGUCGGGAAUUUGAUCCGAUACUACACUGGUUUGUUGGAUAUUGUGGGAAUGAACAGAGAGAUAGUAUUUCCUGAAGGUUCUGCGAUUCCCAUGACCUGGCUCCUCAAACGAAUCGAUUCCCAGAUUGACAUUCUCGGAGAAAUGUACGCUCAGCGCGCUUCCAACGAAGACGUUGAAAUGUUCUACGUGAACGAGCUCACCCACUUUUUGGCCCGGUUGUCCUACGUGGAUCCUGUUCGCAUGGAGCAUUUGGACAGAAACUACACCAUUGUGGAUGGCUCGGAGUUGCUUUUGAGUAUGGCCGACCCAGCAUAUCUCUAUUCCCAGCACAAGACGCUCGUCGAGGAUGCUGUUCUAUCUGCACCGGCGCUCAGAGCCAAACUACUUCCAGUAUUUCUCAACCUUCUCCUUGAUGCACGGUGGUUUGGGGAAAUCGCCGUCACGGCGUACUUGGGUGCACGCUCGUUGAACGCUUUGCAGUAUGACCAGGUGUUUCGUGUGAUGGAUGCGCUUACACGAACGGAAUAUGGGGUGCGGUUCAUGGUGGGGACGCCGUUUUUGAUGAACGAUUAUGUGUUGAGUAACAGGUUUGGAAAGGAGGCUACGGGUGUGGUGUUGAGCCAAGAAAUGUUCCAGGUGAAGCGCACAGUGUUAGAUCGGUUGAUGGGAGAGAGGCGGGGGAUGGUUGAGGGGGGAAUCUGGUGGGAGAAGUUGUGCGAGUAUUACAAGGUGUUUGUCACCGGGGAGAAGCGCGGAGAGGCGCAGCCAGCGGUGUUUAGCACAACGGGAUAA